CCACCCCUUCAGCCCUGUUCCGCUUCCGGUCGCCAGGGCACUGGGCCCCCGAAAGUUACCUCUGUGGUCGCGAUGGGGAAGUCGGAUUUUCUUACCCCGAAGGCCAUCGCCAACAGGAUCAAAUCCAAGGGGCUUCAGAAGCUGCGCUGGUAUUGCCAGAUGUGCCAGAAGCAGUGCCGGGACGAGAAUGGCUUUAAGUGUCAUUGUAUGUCCGAAUCGCAUCAGAGACAACUGUUGCUGGCUUCUGAAAAUCCUCAGCAGUUUAUGGAUUAUUUUUCAGAGGAAUUCCGAAAUGACUUUCUGGAACUUCUCAGGAGACGCUUUGGCACCAAGAGGGUUCAUAACAACAUCGUCUACAACGAGUACAUCAGCCACCGAGAGCACAUCCACAUGAAUGCCACGCAGUGGGAGACGCUGACGGAUUUCACCAAGUGGCUGGGCAGAGAAGGCUUGUGCAAAGUGGAUGAGACACCAAAAGGCUGGUAUAUUCAGUACAUAGAUAGGGACCCGGAAACGAUCCGCCGGCAACUGGAACUAGAGAAAAAGAAGAAGCAGGACUUGGACGAUGAAGAAAAAACUGCCAAAUUUAUUCAAGAACAAGUGAGACGAGGUCUGGAAGGGAAAGAGCAGGAGGCCCCUAUUUUUACGGAAUUAAGCAGAGAAAAUGAAGAAGAAAAAGUGACAUUUAAUUUGAACAAAGGAGCAUGUAGUUCAGCAGCAGCAUCUUCCAAAUCAAGUUCUUUGGGACCAAGUGCCCUGAAGACGAUGGGUAGCACAGCGUCGGUGAAACGAAAGGAAUCUUCCCAGAGCUCAGCUCAGUCAAAAGAAAAGAAGAAAAAGAAGUCUGCGCUCGACGAAAUCAUGGAGAUUGAAGAGGAGAAGAAGAGAACCGCCCGGACGGAUCACUGGCUCCAGCCUGAAAUUAUAGUGAAAAUUAUAACCAAAAAACUUGGAGAGAAAUAUCAUAAGAAAAAGGGCGUUGUUAAGGAGGUAAUUGACAAAUACACAGCUGUUGUAAAGAUGAUUGACUCUGGAGACAAGCUGAAACUGGACCAGACUCAUUUAGAAACAGUCAUUCCAGCACCAGGAAAAAGAAUUCUCGUCCUGAAUGGAGGCUACAGAGGAAACGUGGGCACGCUGGAAUCCAUCAACGAGAAGACGUUUUCAGCUACUGUAGUCAUUGAAACUGGCCCUUUAAAAGGACGAAGAGUUGAAGGAAUUCAAUAUGAAGACAUUUCUAAACUUGCCUGAGUUUGAAAAUUUGCUAACAAGACAUUAAAAUCUUAAAGCAUCAAAUUGGUGUUUACCAAGACAUUGCAAGACUCUACUGUGUUAGGGUGUUUCUUUUGUAUAAAACAAAUGGAUUUAUUUAAGUAUUACUGUAUAGCUGUUUAGCCACACUUAGAGAAAAAUCUAAUUAUGUCUCAUGAAAUGGCAAAUUAUGUAAUUUUGUCCUUGUUCUUUUUGUUUCCUUGUACUAUUUCCUUGAAGAUUUUUUUAUCUUCAUUAAAAGAACAUUAUUGUAAAGUGUUUUAUAUAAGUUUAGAAUCACAUAGUUAGAGGAAAUCUUUCCUGUGUUCUAAAUUUAUAUUUUCAUCAGUAAAGUCAUAAAGGUGAACUCUAAACGUAAUUGCAUUUUAAAAAGUCAAAGUAUAGACAGAAGAGUAGCUUUCCUGAGCUAUAAUUCACACGUCAUGUAACUUCCCCCACUUAAAGUCGACAUUUCAGUGGUUUUUCUAAAUCUUUACAAAGUUGUGCAGCCGUCACAGUGUGUAAUUUCAGAACCUUUCCAUCAAAGCAGCCCUGUACACAUGGUCCUUCCGACGCCCCCCGGCCCGGGCACCCCCCGGCCCGGGCACCCCCCGCUCUGCUCUCCACCUCCGGGGACUUGCCUGUUCGGGGCCCCUCAUGUAAACACAGUCUUUUAGCCCAGCCUCGUUCCCCGGGCCUGAUGUUUUUGAGGUUUAUCCAUGUGGUAGUGGGGGCCCUACUUCACUCCCUUUCAUGGAACAAUAUUCCACCGUAUGGAUAUACCACCGUUUUUAAAACUCUUCACCAGUAGAUAGGCAUCUGGGUUGUUUCCGCUUUGAGGCUGUUGUGAAUAACGCUGCUGUGAACGCUCGCCUACGAGACUUCGCGUGAACGAGUGUUUUCAGGGGCCAGGUGUGGAGUCGCCGGGUCACCGUAACUCAUCCUGCACCGUGUUUACCAUCUGAGGAGCUGCCAGGCCCCGUUCCAAAAGGCCGCACGGUUUUACAAUCCCCCCAGCAACACUGAAUGACGCAUUUUUAAGUGAGGGGGGCGGUCUGUUAUUUUGGGAUGCAGGAGACAGGAAACCCACCCCACAGUUGCUUUGGGGGAAAGAGUCAGUUUAUGGUUCACGAAGGAGAGGCCCCUUGCUUCCAGUGAGACUCAGACCCUGAGCAGCCUGGUCUGGGCUGGGUCCCCGUCCUCUCUGGCUUCGGGGCCGACUUCAUUCCCAGGCACUCUGAAAACAGCAAGGUGACUGCCAGCAUGUGCAGGCUCCAGGUGGCAUCUCCCCUCCGCCACAGUUCAGGCAGAAACCCUGGGGUUGACCCUGGUGGGUCCACACUUGGGCCAAUCGUGGCAGUGAAAGGAUUGGAAUGUCACUCACUGGCCAGGCUGGGGUUGCUUGCCAGCCCCUCGGCGGGCCAUUCCUCUUGGACCGGGAGUCAGGGAGGGGGCGUAAGUCCGUUUUCAGGAGGCGGGAGAGGAUCUGCCGGUAAAGGGAAAUAGAAGCAGCAGCAAAAGAAAUAGGAUGAUGUCAGUAGCUUGACAGAAAAUGUUCUGGGCUGAGUUAAAGCGUUUCCGAAACACCCUGACAGCACUGCGACGUGGGAAGGGGGGGGGGUUUGGCAGUUGGGCCGACUUUGGGUUGAAUUUAGGCUGUUCUGUUCACGAGCUGUGUCAUCUCAGAAAAGUUAAUGUUUUUGAAUUUCAAGGUUUUUAAUGUACGAAUUGUCAGAAAUAAUGUGUCCUGGCAGAGUUGUGGUGAGAACGACAGAAAACGCAUGUGGGGUGUCAUUCGUGAGGCCGGCACGUAGCAGGUGUUUGAGGACCGCGGUGGACAGUAGCGGGGAGGGUGCCAGCCUCUGUGACCCGCCUGGCGCGAGUCUGCCCUGUGGCACGUCGGUCAGGAGCCUCCCCUCGUGCUCCCUGACUGAGUGGAGAAAUGAAGUGACAGAUUUCACGUGCCUGCCCCCAAUCUGUAAACCGCUGAGUGUUUUCUUGGUAGAAAAAAAUGUUUCAGCCUUA
Messenger RNA from Phacochoerus africanus (Common warthog), 3276 nucleotides. It is a transcript of the gene KIN, whose product is annotated as Kin17 DNA and RNA binding protein. Gene Ontology annotation, cellular component: nucleus. Lineage: Eukaryota; Metazoa; Chordata; Mammalia; Artiodactyla; Suidae. Bases 73 to 1251 code for a protein of 392 amino acids. The record is from RefSeq and is a predicted model, not a curated record. The transcript has 13 exons. Gene Ontology annotation, molecular function: double-stranded DNA binding. Gene Ontology annotation, biological process: DNA damage response; DNA replication.